Molecule: messenger RNA, 2105 nt
Organism: Carlito syrichta (Philippine tarsier)
Lineage: Eukaryota; Metazoa; Chordata; Mammalia; Primates; Tarsiidae
Gene: SYVN1
Product: synoviolin 1
Exons: 15
Coding region: 127-1785 (552 amino acids)
Cellular component (GO): cytoplasm
Source: RefSeq, a predicted model, not a curated record
GAGGUGUCUUACCCCCGAAGUUCCGGUUCGCAGGGGGUGGGGAGUGUUGUUAACCGGAGCGGCCACCGCAGUCGCGGGCAUCGAGCGUGUUCGCGGCGCUGGGGUCCUGGUCUCCGGGCCAGGGCAAUGUUCCGCACCGCCGUGAUGAUGGCGGCCAGCCUGGCGCUGACCGGGGCCGUGGUGGCUCACGCCUACUACCUCAAGCACCAGUUCUACCCCACCGUGGUGUACCUGACCAAGUCCAGCCCCAGCAUGGCAGUCCUGUACAUCCAGGCCUUUGUCCUUGUCUUUCUCCUGGGCAAGGUGAUGGGCAAGGUGUUCUUCGGGCAGCUGAGGGCAGCAGAGAUGGAGCACCUUCUGGAGCGUUCCUGGUACGCCGUCACUGAGACUUGCCUGGCCUUCACCGUUUUCCGGGACGACUUUAGCCCCCGCUUUGUUGCCCUCUUUACUCUUCUCCUCUUCCUCAAAUGUUUCCACUGGCUGGCUGAGGACCGUGUGGAUUUUAUGGAACGCAGCCCCAACAUCUCCUGGCUCUUUCACUGCCGCAUUGUCUCCCUUAUGCUCCUCCUGGGUGUCCUGGACUUCCUCUUCGUCAGCCAUGCCUAUCACAGCAUCCUGACCCGCGGGGCUUCUGUGCAGCUGGUGUUUGGCUUUGAGUACGCCAUCCUGAUGACGAUGGUGCUUACCAUCUUCAUCAAGUAUGUGCUGCACUCCGUGGACCUCCAGAGCGAGAACCCCUGGGACAACAAGGCCGUGUAUAUGCUCUACACAGAGCUGUUCACAGGCUUCAUCAAAGUUCUGCUGUACAUGGCCUUCAUGACCAUCAUGAUCAAGGUGCACACCUUCCCACUCUUCGCCAUCCGGCCCAUGUACCUGGCCAUGCGACAGUUCAAGAAAGCUGUGACAGAUGCCAUCAUGUCCCGCCGAGCCAUCCGCAACAUGAACACGUUGUAUCCAGAUGCCACCCCAGAGGAACUCCAGGCGAUGGACAACGUCUGCAUCAUCUGCCGGGAAGAGAUGGUGACUGGCGCCAAGAGACUGCCCUGCAACCACAUUUUCCACACCAGCUGCCUGCGCUCCUGGUUCCAGCGGCAGCAGACCUGCCCCACCUGCCGCAUGGAUGUUCUGCGCGCGUGGAUGGCACACCCGCUGACUUCUUGUUCCUGCUCUUCAGCCCUUUCUCGGCCCAGCGGAGCAGCCACAAGCACGGCGGCUGGCACCAGUACGGCUGCCACCACGGCCUCAGCACCCGGCUCUGGCUCUGCCCCAGAGGCUGGCCCGGCCCCGGGCUUCCCUUUCCCUCCUCCCUGGAUGGGCAUGCCCCUGCCUCCUCCCUUCGCCUUCCCCCCGAUGCCCGUGCCCCCCGCGGGCUUUGCCGGGCUGACCCCAGAGGAGCUGCGCGCCCUGGAGGGCCACGAGCGGCAGCACCUGGAGGCCCGGCUGCAGAGCCUGCGCAACAUCCACACGCUGCUGGACGCCGCCAUGCUGCAGAUCAACCAGUACCUCACUGUGCUGGCCUCCCUGGGGCCUCCCCGGCCAGCCACUUCGGUCAACCCCACUGAAGAGACGGCCCCGACGGUGGCCACUGCUGCCUCCUCCACCAGCAUCCCCAGCUUCGAGGCCACAACUUCGUCCCCAGGAGCCUCCCCAGCAGCCACUGAAGCUGAAAAGCCUCCAGCUCGUGAGUCGGUGGGCACAGAGGAGCUGCCCGAGGACGGAGAGCCUGACGCCGCAGAGCUCCGCCGCCGCCGCCUGCAGAAGCUGGAGUCUCCCGUGGCCCACUGACACAGCCCCAGUCCCGGCCCGCCCCUGCUCUCUUGAGCAGCCCUCGCUGGAACACGUCCUGCCACCAAGUGCCAGCUCCCUUUGUCUGCACCAGGGAGUAGUAACCCCCAGCUGUGAGAAAGAGGAGGCAGCUGCGUCCCCUAGACUAAGUGGAAGGAGGCCCGAGUUCCCUGGAGACUCAGGCCCUCAGAGUCCCAUGCGGCCACGGGAGUCUUGGGUCACUUGCAGCCUUCCUCUCCCAAAUCUUCAGCCCUGUGCUCUGCUGGGGCCAUGAAGGCAGAAGGUUGAGCCUCUGAGAAACCCUCUCCUACCCCCCCCCC